This is a messenger RNA of Danio rerio (zebrafish), 2007 nucleotides long. NCBI's taxonomy places the organism in Eukaryota, Metazoa, Chordata, Actinopteri, Cypriniformes, Danionidae. The record is from RefSeq and is a predicted model, not a curated record.
UUCUGUAUGAUGUAAUUGUGAUUUUUGCGUUGUUGUUCUCCAUUUGAGUUUGUAAUUGGUAUUGUUAAAAAUAAAUAAAUAAUUGGCGCGUUUUUAUUGAUCCGCCGUUGCGCCCGCCUCGCCGUGAUGACGUCACAACAGACGCGUUCAUUCAGCGUCGAGUCUUCAGAGCUGAGGUGAGUCGUUGUCGCUUUAUCUCGUGUUUACACAACGAUAAAACACACUUUACAGUUUAUUAAAGCGACAAUCUGCGACUAGUUUCUGCAUUGAGUUCACCUCUAUCUGUGUGUCUGCUGACCAAAACAAUACAGCAGGCAGAGAGGAGAUCUGAGAGGACAAAACUAUAACGGUUAACGUUACUAUUAUUGUUUGAUAAACUAGAGUAAUUAGUUUAUCGUGUAAACACUUGUAUAAAAUGAGCUGAACUGAUCCUGAAUGGUAGUAUAUAGUCUGAGGCUCGACAAUAUUAUCAAAGCGCCUGAAAUUCUCUAUGUCAUGUCAGUAUUUCCUGUUUUUUUUACUUCAUUCAUUAAACUGAUGUCAUCAGAUCUGUUAAUUGCCACAUUAACUACGAUAAUGAUUUAAUUUGUCAAUGACUUCUGCAGAUUUUUUGUGUCCAGUUUUUUCCUCCUUCAGUUCAGCUGUAAAUACUGGAAUAUCCCCAUCAGUCUACAACUGAAGACGAGCAUCAGACCAUCAGGAAGAAGAGAAAUCUGCAAAGACAGAGUUUAUUGAAGGACAGUGAGAAGAUGAGUGAUCCAGAACCCUGCAGAAUUAAACAGGAAGACACUGAAGAACUAAUAGGUGUGAUGGUAAAGGAGGAGAGUGAAGACCUGAGCGGAGAUGAGGAGAAACAUCAUGUCAAGAGUGAGGAAGAAACUCAAUCAGAGACUGAACAUAGGAUUUCAAUUGAAAGAACAGCUGGUAAAGGUUUCACCUGCACUCAGUGCGGAAAGAGUUUCAAGAACAAACACCUUCUCAAGCGUCAUGUGAUGAUCCACACCGGAGAGAAACCUUACCAGUGUUCACACUGCGACAAGAGAUUCAAUGAUUCAGGAAACCUGAAAACACACGCGAGGACUCACACUGGGGAGAAACCGUAUCACUGCACUGCUUGUGGGAAGAGUUUUACACAAUCGUCUUCUCUGCGAACACACACAAAACACAAUCACAACCUGAUAACAAAGGAGGAGGAGAGUGAAGAUUUGAGUGAAGCCAAGAAGGUCAACUUCAGCGUUCGUAUGAAGGAGGAACCCUAUUCAUGUUCUGUCUGUGGAAAGAGUUUUAAACAUCAGUCGAGUUUAAGUCAGCAUCAGAUGAUCCACACCGGAGAGAAACCUCACGCGUGUAUUCAGUGUGGGAGGAGUUUUGGACAAUUAUCAAACCUUAUUCAACACAUGCUGAUCCACUCCGGAGAGAAGCCGCACAAAUGUGAUCAAUGCGGCAGAACAUUUUUUAGGCAUUCACAUCUGAAAAACCAUCAGAGCGUUCAUACAAAGGAGAAGCCUUAUUCGUGUGCUCUAUGUGGAAAGACUUUUACGCGGCAGUCGAGUUUAAGUCUACACGAGAAGAUCCACACUGGUGUGAAGGAGCAUGUGUGCUUUGAGUGUGGGAAGACUUUUUUUCAAGCCGGAUAUUUGAAGCGACACCAGAGGAUUCACACUGGAGAGAAACCUUACGCGUGUUCACACUGCGACAGGAGAUUUGUUUGGUCAGAAUGUCUGAAGAUACACGAGAGGACUCACGCUGGAUAGAAAACACAUCAAUGUGAUCAAUGCCGCAAAACAUUUUAAGAUCUGUAUAAACAUCUUCGGGUAGGGACACACCAAGUUGGUUUGGUGUUUUCCUCGUCACCUCUUAACAUCAGUGCUUAUUGGCCAGAUUCAGCAUGUAGAAUUGGCUGAAGGGACCAAUCUGAUUAGUUAUUCAGCAGUGAACCUGAGUGUGUCGUGUGUGUGAAGUGACAUCACUAAUAAACAAUUCAAGUCAAGAACGAACACAAAGAGG